This is a messenger RNA of Caretta caretta (loggerhead turtle), 2287 nucleotides long. Its product is annotated as sesquipedalian-1. Gene Ontology annotation, biological process: endosome organization; receptor recycling; retrograde transport, endosome to Golgi. Lineage: Eukaryota; Metazoa; Chordata; Testudines; Cheloniidae. The record is from RefSeq and is a predicted model, not a curated record. Gene Ontology annotation, cellular component: trans-Golgi network; recycling endosome; early endosome.
GGAGUGCAAGUAGGGGGGUAAGCUCCGGUACGCAGUACCGACAAGAGCUUUUUAGUGGGUACGGGGUACCGGAAAGACUUGGGACUACCGAAGCCCGUUACCCUGAAUGUGGGCCAGCCAGUGUGCCCUCCCGGACUAAAGGCUCGGUCACACCCAAACAGCUCAAAAUUAACCUUGCCCUUUUAAGCUAAACAGAGUCAUGUCGCUGGCUGCAUCUCUGUUGUUACAUAACAGACAGCGAAACUCCAGUGGGGCGAGGGGCUGGCACAGAGGGUCUCAGGUACGUGGUGUGACUGUUCAGAAUCUCUUUUGGGAACAGUCAGGUCGGUGAAACAGCUGGUACUUAUGAUUACAUGCACAGAAAUGGCAUAUAUUCACCUUGGUAUCUGAAGGUAUGAAUACUCGCUCUGUUCACUACAUGUUUGCUCCUGUGGUAACGCCCACAAGGUAUUUAGCCAGCACAUGAAGGGACAAGUCCAGCUGAAUGGCCCAAUAAGGAACUCUUCGCUCACGAUGGACCCUGGAAAACGCCUGUCGACACUCAAUGGACUUGUUGUGAACGGUCUAACUAGAAGAUGGGUGGGGGUGAUGGACGUGUGACUUGCCUACGUGACUCCAAACACCAUCUUUCACAGCAAGAACCCUAACCCUAACCCUUUACUGGGCACUUGGCAGAAGCUAAAACGCCCUGGCCUGGAAACAUCUCCAUUUUGCCUCUUUCCAGCUCCAGCCUCUGGACUAUGAACAUCUACUAAUGGGAGCAUCCUAACCAAGGGACUGAGGACUUUAAGGUACUCUGGAGCCUUCAUAUUUCCUUGAUCCUUUGCAGAUGGACUUAUGAGUUGGAUGUGGUACAGAGACUGCUCUAGCCUCAUUGAUGGCUGAUUUCUCCCUUGCAAUGAAGAAAGAUCAGAUCUCCGCUGACUUUCUCACAUGGGUCAGCAGCCUUUGAUACCGGUGGUAUAAGCAACAUAGCCCUUGCUUGAGUGAUUUUAUUCUUUGCUCUCCAAAUGUGAAAGCUUGUUCCCAUUGAACUCAACAGCAAAACUCCUUUUGAUCUCAGUGGGAACAGGAUUUGGCCCCAAGAGAUCAGAGAAUGUGAUUUCGAUCAACUGCUUCUCCGCCCAGAGACAGUUCUCAGGCGCGUUCUGCCAGGCGGAUUUUGGUCGCCCCUCCUGUAGGUCGUGCUGAGGAAAAUAAUAAAACAAUCUGGGCUGGAGUUCUGCCAAGGUGUCCAUGGCGCACACAGUUCUGCGCCCCUUCCCCGUCGAACCCAGACGGCUCCGCGUCUUUGCUUCCCUCGUGCCUGGCGACUUCGAUAGAGGCAAGCCGGCAGAAGCUUAGUUGGGCCAGAAGGGGGGCGCAGGUCGCGUGUUAAGGGGAACUGGGGCGAUCGUCCUUCCGGGCCUUCUGGAUCCUCGAGGGCACCAGGGGCCCAAAGCCCCUGUUUAACAGGUCCCCGGCCACAUGAAGUUGCAUGAAAGCAGCGUCCUGGGCUACUCCCGCAUGGCGGCGCCCCCCGACCGGCAGGGGCGGCUCUACAAGAAGAGCGAACGCAGCAGCAGCUAUCAGCGCCGCUGGUGUGAGCUGCGGGGGAACUUGCUCUUUUACUGGGAGCGGCCGGGGGACCGCGAGCCGCUGGGGCUGAUCCUCCUGGAAGGCUGCACCGUGGAGCUACAGGAAUCCGCCACGGAGCCUUUCACCUUCCAGAUCUCCUACCCUCAGGGUCCGCUGGGCCACCGGGCCUACAAGAUGGCUGCUGAAGACCAGACUUCCAUGGAGGGCUGGGUGCGGGCUCUGAGCACAGCCAGCUUCGACUACCUGCGGGUCCUGUUGACGGAGCUGGAGGGACAGUACCGGGACAGCGGGGCCCUCAGGGUGACACCACCGGAGGAGGGGGCUGCACAGUGCAGCCCAUUGGUGUCAGAAGUGGGAUUGCCGGAUUUUGAGGGGCUUCACCGGCAGUUUGGGAAGGAGAUUGUGAAACUGAGGGUGAGGUGGAGGGAGGAGAGAGCAGGAGGGGCCCAGACGGUGCAGGGGGACCUGAUUGAUUUGGAGUAGGGAGAGAGGGAGCGGGGAAAGGAGGCGAGCUGGAGGGGGUAGGGAAUCCACAUUCAUUGCCAUCAAAUACAGGAGAAACUAUAGGGAACCCAGGGGCAGGCUAGCAGGGGCUGCAGGUCGGGAUUAAGCCUUUGUAGUCUGGGGUGACUGGGAAAUGGGGACAAAAUAUUUGCCAAAUAUUUACACUGUGAAGAUGCCUUUACAAUAAUAAAAUUAUCGUAUCCAG